GUGGGGGGGGAGGUGAGAAUAGAGCGAGAGAGAGGAAGAGAGAGAGAAAAGGCGACUAGGAACCGAAGAAGCACUACCGCCGUGGGUGCCUGCCACCAUGGGAGCCUUGCAUCACUUGCCCGAGCCGUUGCUUCCUCCAUGGGCCAUGUCGUGAUCCGUGGGCUCCGCCAGCGGGAUUUCUGUCAGUGAUCCGAGCCGCGGAAGAGAGGGGGGAGAAGAUGUCAGCCUCGGUGGGCCCUCGGGGCGGCGCGCGCCCACCCGUCGUGCCGGCGUCCAUGCCCGAGCCGGACCUGAGCCAUCUGACGGAGGAGGAGAGGAAGAUCAUCAUGGCCGUGCUAGCUCGACAGAAGGAGGAGGAGGAGAAGGAAGAGGCCAUGUUAAAGGAGGAGAAGCCCAUCCAAGCAAGAACUGUGAACCUGGUUGGGCAGAAGAAGCCUCCUCAGCAAAAUGAUGUCCGAGGUAUCCAGCAGCAGUUGUCCAGCUACAGGGAGACGGUGCGGCGGGUGGGGGAGGAGACACGUCGGCAGACCACCACGGGCCAGCACCGGGACGACGCUCCCACCUGUGGCAUCUGCCACAAGACCAAGUUUGCUGAUGGCUGUGGCAGCCUCUGCUCUUACUGCCAGACCAAGUUCUGUGCCCGCUGCGGAGGGAGGGUGUCCUUGCGCACCAACAAUGAGGACAAAGUGGUGAUGUGGGUGUGUAAUAACUGCCGUAAGCAGCAGGAGAUCCUUACUAAGCCAGGGGAGUGGUUCUCAGGUCCAGGGAAGCCAGGUCUAGGCUCAGGCAUCAGUGACCCGGCCAUGUGUGGCCAGAACCCCGGUGACAAGAAGCUCCGUUCCCACUCCCAAGUCCCCCUGGGGCCCCUCGACCCCAAUCACCCCGGUGACCCAGGACUGGCACCCGGAAUGGACCCCCGCUCACGUAUCGAGCCGCCGAGAAAGCCGGGCGAUCAGAACGUUAAAGGUCGAGGUGAGCGUCGGCCGGGUCAUCCCAGACUUUACACCCAGGUGUCAGUGGACCGGGACCAGUGGGAGCGGGAGCGGAGAGAUGGCCGGCGGCUGAGUAAGGGCCGCUCUCUGGAACACGACCCUGUGGGAGCGGGGGUCCCCCGAUGGACAGAAGAGGGCUACCACAUAGACCCCAACGCCCCCCGACAUUUAGCCCAGCCCCAGCCAGGGGAGCCACUGAGGGGCAGGCACCCUCUACAGCCCCAGGGGCGAGGCAGGGGGGUUGGGAUGGUGAUUGGGUUUGAGAGUGUUGAGGGCAUUGGGGGCCAGCCCGAGGCUAUGCUGGGCCAGAGGACGGUGGUGGGGGGCAUUAGGGGGCAACAGGACCUCGGCCCUCCACAGCUCCAGCCCCCAGAACUCAGGGAGCCCCCUGGGACAGGCCCGGGCCCCGGACCCUGUCAGGACCCUCUCCUGCGCCGGUCCAAACGGGAGAAGGCUGAGAGGAUGCUGCGUAACGAUUCGCUCAGCUCGGACCAGUCAGAGUCUUUGCGGCCGCCCCCACCACGGCCCUACAAGUCAAAACGUGGCGGUGCCGGGAAGAGACAGACAUCAGUCAGCAGCUCAGAGGAAGAGGGAGGGACCACGCCGGAGUACAGCAGCUGUGAGGAUGCCGAGAUCGAGAGUGUCAGCGAGAGAGGGGACUGGGAGUGCUACCCGCUGGACCCCACUGUGUGGCAUCAUCCGGUGACAUGGCAACCGUCCAAAGAGGGUGACCAUCUAAUUGGCCGAAUCACCCUGAGCAAGAGGAGCGCUAUGCCCAAAGAAGCCGGAGCACUGCUGGGGCUGAAGGUGGUUGGGGGAAGGGUCACAGAGGCAGGAAGACUGGGAGCCUUCAUCACUGUAGUCAAGAAGGGCAGUCUGGCCGACAUUGUGGGACACCUUCGAGCAGGGGAUGAGGUUCUGCAGUGGAACGGCAAGAUGUUGCCAGGAGCAACCCAGAAAGAAGUUUAUAAUAUAAUUCUCAAUUCCCAAGCAGAACCCCAAGUGGAACUAGUGGUGUCCCGGCCCAUUGGGGUGUAUAAAGUCUAUCAUGAUAUCCCAAGAAUCCCAGACACGUCCCACCCUCCAUUAGAAUCUACCCUCACAGCAGGUUCCAGUUCAUUUGAGUCCCAGAAGAUGGAGCGGCCAUCUAUAUCAGUCAUGUCCCCCACCAGCCCCAGUACACUUAGAGACAACCCACAGCUAAUGCCUGGACAGCUUGCAGUACUGCCCGGACAACUUUCAGUCAAGCUGUGGUAUGAUAAGGUGGGACACCAGCUGAUUGUGAACGUGGUACAGGCCACAGAACUACCUCCCCGGCCGGACGGGCGACCCAGAAACCCUUACGUCAAAAUGUACUUCCUGCCAGACCGAAGCGAUAAGAGCAAGCGGAGGACUAAGACAGUGAAGAAGAGUGAAGAGCCAAAGUGGAACCAGACGUUUGUGUACUCCCACGUCCACCGCAGAGACUUCCGCCAACACAUGCUGGAGCUGACCAUGUGGGACCAGCCUCGCCUACCUGACGAGGAUAGCAUGUUCAUGGGAGAGAUCUUAAUAGAGCUGGAGACAGCCCCGUUAGAUGACAAGCCUCACUGGUACAAGCUGCAGACCCACGACAUGUCGUCUAUCCCCCUGCCCCGGCCAUCCCCUUACAUGCCCCGCAGAAACACAGACACACCCAGCAAGAAGCUGCAGCGUUCUCAGCGUGUUAAAGAGCCUGAGUACGAUGACACUGGACCUAUGUCUAAAGCUGCCGAGAGGGGCUCGCGGGAGAGGGGGAGGGAGCAGAAAGAUCCCCACGCCGCCACUCUGGAGGUGCCGGAGCAGAAGAGGACACCCCAGCAUCGCUCUCGAUCUGUCUCUCCUCACAGAGAGGAACAGGGCAGGGGGCGAUCACGACCCGCCAACGUCCCCACACAGAGGAGUUUGGAUGAUGAGAUCCACCAUAGUAGGAGGUCUCGUUCUCCCACCCACUACUAUGACUCUACCAGAGGACACUACCAGGAGCAGGACUAUGUAGAUGACAGUGAGGUCAUCAUGAUCCACCAGUCAAUGCGAGGCAAAAGUGCAGAAUGCCUACACACUAAAAGGGAAUCUUCUAGACAAAGUAACACACUCCCCCCUAAGAUGCCCCUCUUAGUCAAUGGCAUCCACAAGGACAUUUACAGUUCCACGCUGCCUGCAUGUCUAAAGACUAGGUCAAUGGUGCGCUCCAGUGUUGUCACGGCAAUGCGCAGCUCUUUGACACAACGAGUUCUCAGGUUUACAGACGAGAUCACCAUUAGUGAUCUACAUACCUCUCUGGACAGGGUUAGGACUAGGAGCGCUAGCACCAACUGUCUGAACCCAGAAAGGAACCAUAGUGUUCCUUCACCAGAGCCCCAAAGCUGCUCCCAGUCUCUGCCCCGCAGACGCCCCGCCAGCCCCAGGAUUCUAAUCCAACACGCCUCCCCAGAAGACGACAGCCAAUGGAUGAUGGAGCCUCUAGUUCCUAGACAGGAGACAGUUAACCACCUCAGUGCAAAGAAGAGGCAAACUCGGACCCUGGACUCAUCCACCUGUCACACUCUGGGCAAGAAGCUCCCUGACCAUGACAGGGGCCACCUCCAAGGUGGUGCGUCUCUGUCCUCCUCAGUGACGUCCUCGUCAGCAGCUCGCAGGGUCAGACAACUCCCACAGGUCCCAGACAAGAGCAGCAGCCCCGUAGAGCAAGCUCUUGCAGCAGAGGAGCGUGUUCGUCAGCUCCAGAUGAAGGUACAGCAGAGGGACUCCUACAGGAGUUCUGCUGCUCCGUCCACUUCCAGCAGGGAUGUGGAGAGGGUGCUCAAGAGCAAACGCGAGGUCAGUCACCUGUCACUUGAGCUGUAUAAGGACCAGAGGAGAACCAGCUGUGAGAACGUAUCCCGCAAGUCUUCAGACAGUGAUGUCAGCGACGUGUCAGCCAUCUCUCGUACCAGCAGUGCCUCCCGCAUCAGCAGUACCAGCUACAUGUCCAUCCAGUCAGAGAGACCCCGGGGACGCUUCAACAAGGCGAUGCAUGCAUCAGGCCGCAGCAUGUUGAAGAGCACCAGCGUGAGCGGUGAAAUCUUUGGCAUUGAGCAUACGGACGGCAGCCAAUCAGAUACAGCAUUGGGCGGGGGCAAGAAGCGGCGCUCCAGCCUCAGCCAACGGGUGGUGGCCAUUGUGGGCCUGCCCUCCAGACGCAGCUGCAGUACCUCACAGCUCACCUCCCAGAAAGUGGUGGUGGAUACUAAGAAGAAGGGCAAGAAAAAGAACAAAAUUCAGAUCCAGCGGAGUACAGAGGUGGGUAUGGCUGUAGAGUACCCCCGCUCUGCCAUGAACCGCCAGGCCAGCAGAGACUCCACCGACGGCAGCAUGAACAGCUACAGCUCUGAGGGGAAUCUAAUCUUCUCGGGGAUGAGGCUGGGGGCUGACAGUCAGUUCAGUGACUUCCUGGAUGGCCUUGGCCCCGCCCAACUGGUGGGCCGGCAAACAUUAGCCACACCCGCCAUGGGAGAUGUUCAGAUCGGAAUGAUGGACAAAAAAGGCCAGCUGGAGGUGGAGGUGAUCAGAGCACGUGGCCUUACCCCCAAACCAGGGUCCAAAUCACUCCCAGCUCCCUAUGUCAAGGCAUACCUGCUGGAUAACGGAGCCUGUAAAGCCAAAAAGAAAACCAAGAUUGCACGUAAAACCCUGGAGCCACUCUACCAGCAGGCCCUGCUGUUUGAGGAGAGCCCACAGGGGAAGGUCCUCCAGGUAAUAGUCUGGGGCGACUACGGGCGACUGGAUCACAAAUGCUUCAUGGGAGUUGCACAGAUCCUAUUGGAGGAGCUGGACCUCUCCAGCACAGUGAUUGGCUGGUACAAACUGUUUCCUCCUUCCUCAUUGGUGGACCCUACCUUAGCCUCGCUUACUCGGCGGGCGUCCCAGACAUCCUUGGACAGCUCAGGACCAGCUGGUAUGCGUUCUUAGUGACCAUAACGCAACCACAACCCCAAAUGGACCACAACCAAUGGACCAAAACUGACCAGAGUGCAUGACCACAUACCUAGGGCCAAGAUAGACCUUAAGCAAAUCAAAGCCAGACAGAGAGAUAGAGACAGAACUAGCCAAUAAGAGCUGGAGUCAGACAAUCACUUCCCAUGCCUCCCUCCUUCCGUUUUCCCUCCUUUCUCUGGGCUGCUAGGGCCUUGCUCCUGAGUCUCACCUCUUCUAUUCCUCAUCCCUCCUUUUUAUGUAUCCAUCCCCCUCCUCUCUGACAUAUCCUUUCUUUGUCCCCUCUUUGUCCAUCCCUCCACUCCCUCCAUUGAAUGUGUUAUGGCUUGUGCUCCUGAGAUAGAAGGGACUCAUGCAGCCCACUCUGUUAGGGGGCACAAGGGAUGUCGGCCCAGGCUUGGUGUAGCCAAUCAGUGAAGAGGUUAUUGUGAGGCCAUAAAGAAUGUGCAGGAGACAAAGGGAAAAGAUUGAAGACGCCCUGCCGACAGCUGCCCAUCAAAAUGCGUUUCAGCAUUGAGGUCGUCAUGGCGUCGCUAUAUCUGUGAGGAUUGGCAUGAUUGCACAACCUGUUAGGGGAGGGAGGCUGCACAGGUGGAAACAAUACUUGUUCUAAGAUCAACGCAAGCACAAAAGCUUGAUUAUUUUUCAGACAACGAAUGGUUGUGAAAGAGAAAAAAGAACAGAGGCCAAAUGAUGGUUGGAUCUAUUUUAUUCCAUAUUCUAUUUGCCUAGAGUUGAGAAUGGUUCCAUGUGGUGCAGACUCCCUGUGUGCGUAUUUGGUUUCGAGUGACGGUGGUCUGCAGACCAGCAGAGGUCACGUCACCC
Molecule: messenger RNA, 5810 nt
Organism: Coregonus clupeaformis (lake whitefish)
Lineage: Eukaryota; Metazoa; Chordata; Actinopteri; Salmoniformes; Salmonidae
Product: regulating synaptic membrane exocytosis protein 1
Exons: 36
Coding region: 219-4961 (1580 amino acids)
Biological process (GO): positive regulation of synaptic transmission; intracellular protein transport; regulation of membrane potential
Cellular component (GO): presynaptic membrane; cytoskeleton of presynaptic active zone
Molecular function (GO): small GTPase binding; transmembrane transporter binding
Source: RefSeq, a predicted model, not a curated record